Molecule: messenger RNA, 515 nt
Organism: Drosophila grimshawi
Lineage: Eukaryota; Metazoa; Arthropoda; Insecta; Diptera; Drosophilidae
Product: UPF0545 protein C22orf39 homolog
Exons: 2
Coding region: 16-486 (156 amino acids)
Source: RefSeq, a predicted model, not a curated record
ACGCUUUUUUAUAUAAUGUCUGCAAUAAAUGAAAAUGCUGAGACAAAAGAGAGCAAUAACAAUGCCAAAUUGAAUGAUACAUGGGCUAUACGUCCGUGUCAUCUGUAUAAAGAUGAGUAUGAUGACUGCAACAGUUUCAAGGCGCGCUUCCAUCAAUAUUUCAUAUUCGGCAAAGAUGCCGACUGCUCGCAAUGGCUGACAGAUUUUAAGAACUGCGAACGCUAUCAGCAGUCGAAUGGCAAUGACAUGGAAGCUGGCGCCGCCAUCAUCAAGAGCGAAGAACUGCGAAGGAUGACAAGACUGCAGGCUCAUUUCGCCAACGAUACGUGGGCGAAGCGAAAGUCGCCGCCCGAGGACUGGGCCAAGCCGCUGCCCGACUGGCUGGAGAAGCGCAACGAGAACACCUACUUGGAGCUAAAGCAAAAGGAGCUGUCUGGGGAGGCGGCGCCACAAGAGGAACAGCGCUCCUUCUGCGCCAUUAUGUAGAACAAACAUUAAAAGAGCUAAGAAACUAA